Messenger RNA from Nymphaea colorata (pocket water lily), 2324 nucleotides. RefSeq names its product beta-hexosaminidase 2. Gene Ontology annotation, biological process: carbohydrate metabolic process; glycosaminoglycan metabolic process. Lineage: Eukaryota; Viridiplantae; Streptophyta; Magnoliopsida; Nymphaeales; Nymphaeaceae. The record is from RefSeq and is a predicted model, not a curated record. The transcript has 2 exons. Gene Ontology annotation, cellular component: membrane. Bases 144 to 1907 code for a protein of 587 amino acids. Gene Ontology annotation, molecular function: beta-N-acetylhexosaminidase activity.
UCUUCCAUCGGCCACGACGAACCGUUGACGCCUGACGGCGAAUAUGACUACCCAUUGGGUUCCAAUGUCACCUGCCUAAAUAGCUCUCCCGGCCUAGAAAAAAAGGCCCCUCGCAAGUCCUGCUAGCCACCAUCGACCGUCAGAUGGCGACAGUCGCUCCUACCAUUCUCUUCAUCCUCCUCUUGCUCUUCUCCUCUGCCUUCUUUCUCACCGCCCUCUCUUUGUCCGAUCCCGAUAUCAACGUCUGGCCCAAACCGCGAUCCAUACAAUGGGACGGCCGGCAGGCCGUCCUCCUUUCCCCAGCCUUCAGCAUCUUCUGCGCCCAACACCCUUACCUCCUCCCCGCGGCGAAUCGCUACCUCCGCCUCAUUCGUUCCGAACACUGGCGCCUCAUCCGCCAAUUCCCCGUCAAUCUCACUUCUUCCUCCUCGUUGGCGGCGUUGAACAUCACCGUCAGCGACAUCGAUGUCGACUUGCAGCAUGGCGUCGAUGAGUCCUACCAGCUACGAAUUCCGGGGCCGGGUGACGGCGAUAACGGGAGUCUGAGGGCGGAGACCGUGUGGGGAGCCAUGAGGGGCCUGGAGACCUUCUCGCAGAUGGUUUGGGGGAGCCCGGCGAUGGUGCCGGCCGGGAUCGACGUCUCCGACUGGCCGCUCUUCCCGCACCGUGGGCUGCUGUUGGACACUUCAAGGAACUUCUACCGGGUGAGGGACAUCCUCCGGACCAUCAGGGCGAUGAGCCACAACAAGCUCAACGUCUUCCACUGGCACAUUACCGACUCCCAAUCCUUCCCGCUGCUCCUCCCAUCCGACCCCGACCUCGCCAGGAAGGGUUCCUACGGGCCGGAGAUGCAGUACUCGCCGGCCGACGUCCGGAGGAUCGUGGAGUUUGGCCGGAGGCACGGGGUCCGUGUGUUGCCGGAGAUCGACGGCCCAGCUCACGCCCGGUCGUGGGGAGAAGCGCACCCGGAGAUCGUAACGUGCGCCGACGCCUUCUGGUGGCGGCCGGGAAGUAAGUGGGAAGACCGAUUCGCGUCGGAGCCGGGUAGCGGCCAGCUGAACCCGCUCAACCCCAACACCUACAAUGUCGUCCGUAACGUCGUCAAGGACGUUACCUCCCUCUUCCCUGAAUCCCUUUACCACGCCGGCGGCGAUGAAGUGGUUCCCCAUUGCUGGGAAUCCGACCCCACCAUCAGGGAGUUCCUGUCGAAGGGUGGCAAUGUCUCGCAGCUCCUCCAAGCCUUCGUGGACGCCACGUACCCUUACAUCCUCUCACGCAACAAGUCCGCCGUUGUGUAUUGGGAGGACAUCCUCCUCAGCGCCACCGUGACAGUCGCUGGCCUCCCCAAGGAGACUACCAUUCUCCAGACAUGGAACAACGGCCCCAACAACACCAAGCGCAUCACCUCCGCCGGUUACAGAGCCAUCGUCUCGUCCACCGACUUCUACUACUUGGACUGCGGCCAUGGCACCUUCCUCGGCAACGACAGCCGGUACGAUCGGCAGACGGAAGAUCAAGAAGACCCAUUAGAGCCCUUCAAUUACAGAGGCGGCCAGGCCGGGUCCUGGUGCGGGCCGUUCAAGACCUGGCAGAGGAUCUACGACUACGACAUCACGUACGGGCUCAACAAGGAGGAGGUGGAGUUGGUGCUCGGAGGAGAGGUGGCCCUCUGGUCGGAGCAAGCGGACGCCACCGUCUUGGACGGGCGUGUCUGGCCAAGGGCGUCGGCGAUGGCGGAGGCCCUGUGGUCUGGAAACAGGGGGAAGGAUGGGACGAAGAGGUACGCGGACGCUUCCGAUCGGUUGAAUGAGUGGAGAUAUAGGAUGGUGGGAAGAGGGAUUCUAGCGGAGCCGAUGCAGCCUCUGUGGUGCCUCCAUAACCCGGGGAUGUGCAACCUUGACCAGUGAAAAGGGUGUGGAAGAGAGAGGUUAUUGCUCACGGUGGUUUGAUGGCAUGGGGAGUUGCUCAUGACAUGCUUCUUCUGUUUCAGAACCACCCUCCUGAGUGUACUUCAACUUCUUCCACCCUCGCCAUUAGUAUAGGCCAGAGGCCAAGAGGUUGGGAUUUUCAGGAAUCACUUGCCGCCUACUUUGGGUGAAUAAUGGAGGUUUUCUCUCAAGAAUUGAGUAGCUAAUAAUCAAUAUCUCAAUCAUCCAUUUUAACAUUUGACUGUCAGCAUGAUCAAGCUACACGGUUCUGUAAUUUGCAUUGAUAAUAACAGCAAAUCGCAAGGGUGAGGAUCUACGAUAUUGCCAAAAAGUGGCUUGAGAAGAAAUUGAACGUGCCUUAAAGUGGUUUUGUCAGAAAUGCAGUUAAUUUAUUUG